UGAAAGUGGCGCAGAUGCGGGCACUUUCCAUGAUAAGCUCAAAAGUAGCACGGAAGAGAAAGCUUGUGCAAUGUCCCAGUGAACCCCGGAUAGGAAGGACGGAGACGCCGUCUGCCGGGUCAAAGCCAAUCCAAGCGACGAUCUACCUUCUCACACCACCAUCUGUGGUUCCCAGGUAGCGACGAAUACUACAUCACCACCUCGGUUGAACAACCCCUGGCCUGUCGCGCACAUGGCGUACUCGCAUCAUGUUUUAGCUCUUCGCAUGUUGAAAGAUAAGACUGUUUUCUCCCCCUCACUUCUUCUCUGCGAAUUUCCUUCUCCAAAUUUACUUACCAGCAUCACUCACCAUGGCGAAUCUCGCACAAGAUGGUGGCGAUCCUCGCCUGAGCAUCAAUGGAGAUGCGACCGCCAGGCACGGUAGUCUCAGUGGACAGGGAAUUGGCUCUUUCUCUCGUCCACAACUACUCGGCAUUCGCGAUCCCAGUGUCACGUUUGAUCAGUACCUUCACUAUGCGAAACAAACACGCAUCGAGCAAGACCAAAUGACAGCCAACGACCCCAAGAUUGGCUGGCUUGGUGUCCUCUGGCCUAGCAAGAAAACACAACACCAUGAUUAUGACACAACUGCUACGCGACGCGACAGUGCCACACUCGGUAUGGGAGAGAAGAAAGACGGCGAGGCAGCGCCCACCCGUAUCGCAGUCAGCGACGAAGAGUGGAUGAAUGCCCAGAGAGCUAUUCGUCAGGCCAGUGGUGCGGCCUGCUUCUACCUUAUCACCACCGACAUUCUCGGACCUUUUGGACUUGCCUACUCCUUCGCUACUGUCGGCUGGGCUCCAGGUAUUGUUCUUUUCACCAUGUUCGCUGUACUGGCUGGAUAUUCGGGUUACCUUGAAUGGAAAAUGUUCAUGUGGACCGACAGCUUCAGAUACCCGGCUCUGACUUACGGUGACUUGGCUUAUCGAAUCUACGGCCAAGCUGCACGUAUCCCGAUCAACAUUCUGCAAUCCAUACAACUUAUUCUGACUGUCGCGCUGAUCACGAUUUCCAACGGACUGGCUCUCUCAAUCGUGGCCAAAUUCAAGCUCUGCUACGUCGUCUGUGUGAUCAUCCUCGUUAUUGUUGGUAUGGUGCUUGGCCAAAUCAGAACUCUCCAGAAAUUCGGAUUUCUCGCCAAUCUGGCUGUCUUUAUGAACGUCUUCAUCAUGAUCAUUACAAUGGCAGUUGCCGCUCAUUCCGCACCAAACUACACAGCUGCUGGUGUCCUUAGCGCUGGUGCAUCACUUGGUGAAGGAAUCACCCCAGUCAACGGUGUCUAUCCACCAGUCAUGCACAGCACCAACAUUCCAAACACCGGAAGUUUCGUUGGCGCACUCAACGGUAUCAUGAACACAGUUUUCGCCUAUGGUGGUGCAAACAUCUUCACCAACUUCAUGGCCGAAAUGAGACGUCCGGCAGACUUCUUGAAAGCUAUGUGGAUCUCGCAAUUCUUCAUUUGGUUUGUCUACAUGUUUUAUGGACUCUUCUUGUACGGAUACCAAGGACAAUAUUCUAUCAGUCCAAGUCCUCAGACUGUCAGUCCUUACUGGGCUUUGGUUAUUGCAAACAUCUUGUACAUUAUCUCCGGUACAAUUGCUGCCGUACUUUACGGAAAUAUUGGUCUCAAGGUCAUUUAUAUGAACGUGGGCGUCGAGCUAUUCAAGAUGCCCGCCUUGACUAAAAAGUCUGGAAAAAUCGUCUGGGUUAUCCUUAUCCCGGUCUACUGGGCCCUUGCGUUUGUGAUCGGCGCGGUCAUUCCCAACUUCAACGCUCUUGUUGGUGUGGUCGGCGCAAUCUGUAUCAUCCAGUUCACCUACUCCCUUCCACCAUUCCUUUAUAUCGGUGCAAAGUCGAUGGUCAAUGCUAUCCAGCCUGGCGAAGGCUACGACGAGGCUACCGGCAGGAUUGUCCGCCACGACACUGGUAUCAAGCGAUUCAUUCGUGGCUUCACUGGUGGAACCCUGUUCGAAAAGGCGGUGAUGUUCUGGAACAUCAUUUACUUCCUUGGUGCUCUGGCUCUUGGUGGACUUGGCGCGUACGCCUCAAUCACGCUUAUCAUCGAAUCCUUUGCAAAUGGAUCUCCUGGUCUCACCACCUUUUCCUGCACAUCACCUCUUGAUGGUCAAUUUUUCUCAGCAUCUUAGAUGGUCCGAUCAUGAGCGAUCACAUAUGGGGGAGUUGACCCGGACGCUUACGUUAGGAGAACAUGCAGAACCAAUUCUCUUCAUGACAUUUUCUGAAGUUGGCAACAUUCAAGCAGGAGGACAUGUUUGGAGAUAUAUGGA
Messenger RNA from Exophiala viscosa, 2327 nucleotides. Its product is annotated as oligopeptide transporter protein. The transcript has 7 exons. Gene Ontology annotation, biological process: amino acid transmembrane transport. Gene Ontology annotation, molecular function: L-amino acid transmembrane transporter activity. The record is from RefSeq and is a predicted model, not a curated record. Bases 351 to 2186 code for a protein of 611 amino acids. NCBI's taxonomy places the organism in Eukaryota, Fungi, Ascomycota, Eurotiomycetes, Chaetothyriales, Herpotrichiellaceae.